AUGGAACCCAGGCUUCAGACCAAGCGCGGCCUCCGUAAGCCCAACCUUGUGAUCCUGGCCAAGAAGGAGAUAAUUGUCCUGGAUAUACAGAUACGACCUGACUGUCGUAUGCACUCUGGAUGCAUGCAACAGGGAAAAGAUCGCGAACGUCUGCAACACCAGCUAACAUUCAGCCGACUGCAUAAGGGCGAGCUCGUCAAAGGAGACAAAGCAGUUCGUCGGGCCGUCCGCAAGUGGCUUCGGCUGCCGGCGGAUUGUCUCAAUUCCACGAUACACACUCCCGCGAGAUUCGGCGGUUUGGGGGUGAACUCUUUAGAAACAUUAUAUUCCACACUGAAAGAAAGCCGCCUAUCCCAGUUGUCGUAUGAAGAAGAUGCUGCAAUAGCGUCUAAUCCUGCUGUGCGAGGUCUGAUGUCCUACAAAUUUAAAGGAUCUGUAAUGUCAUCCCGAGAGGGUCUGGUUGAAGAUUUCCACAGGAGAUUGGACACCAGGGGCCUACAGGGGUAUGAGAAGGUACCAGCUGUCAACAGCUGGCUGGACCAUGCCCCCACCAACUUGGCCGGACACGAUUUCCAGGAGGCUGUUAGAGUUCACCCAGGCUGUAUGGGCAUGCCAUCCCGGCUCAGCCGGGGUGGUCAUAAUGUCGACUCCAUCUGCAAAUGUGGUAGCAAUGCUCGUAUGAGCCUGCCCCGCAUCGCCCAAGCCUGCAGCAUCGUUAGCGGCCUCCGGAUAAAACGCCACAAUAACGUCGUACUAUACGUGGCACAGAUCCUAAAAGAGAGAAAAUUCGACGUGAUCAUGGAACCCAGGCUUCAGACCAAGCGCGGCCUCCGUAAGCCCGACCUUGUGAUCCUGGCCAAGGAGGAGAUAAUUGUCCUGGAUGUACAGAUACAACCUGACUGUCGUAUGCACUCUGGAUGCAUGCAACAGGGAAAAGAUCGCGAAGUACAAUCAGCCGUACGUUCUUGA
This is a messenger RNA of Acanthosepion pharaonis, 969 nucleotides long. Lineage: Eukaryota; Metazoa; Mollusca; Cephalopoda; Sepiida; Sepiidae. The record is from the annotation of a GenBank genome assembly.